GACGGACGGCAGCGGGCGGCGGCGCGAGCGGGGCCGCCUGGGGCCGGGCCGUGCGGGGCGGCUCUAAAUUAGCUGCAAUUUGGUGAAGGCACAAGAAGAACAGCCAGAGACCCACUGCGUCUGUCCCCCACCCCGGUCCCCCCGCGCCGGCGGCUUUGCCCCCCCGCGGCAGCCCGCCGCGCUGCGCCGCCGCCUCCCUGGCCGGAGCCUUCAGCCAGCUCCGGUCCCCGGGAGUUUGCACCAUCGCGGCCGAGCCGGUAACGACAGCUGGAAGCUGCCGGGCCCGGGACAGACACGGGCCCGGGACAGACACGGUCCUCCCGUCCCGCUGCCCGAAUACCCGCCCGGGCCCCGGGGCUGCGGUGCGGCCGGGGCUGGGGUAGACAAGGCCGCCGGGGCUGGGGUAGACAAGGCCGCCGGGGCUGGGGCAGACAAGGCCGCCGGGGCUGGGGUAGACAAGGCCGCCGGGGCGGGCUGGCGAGGUGCCCCUUUCCGCCCCUGCCAGCGCUCCCAGCAAUAAAAGCCUCGUUUCUUCAUCCAGACGCGCUUUCUUCAACCUAAUGCCGGGGAAAACCAGCGCUACGAGGAUCCCACCCCGCCUGCCUUCUGCUCCGCGCUGUAGCGGCCCGGGAGGAGGUUUCCGGAGCCGGACACAGGCGCUGCAAGCCGGGGGGGCCGCGCUGCUCGCCCUCGCAGCAGCCUCCGCCGCUCUCCGCCGAAACGGAGCUGGCAAAGCUCCCCGGGCCAGCGCGCUCGGCCUGUUAAAGGAAGCCGCAUGUUUAUUUUCUCCACGCUCGCUGGGAAAGCACCGUCUAGCUUGUUUUCCCUGGGCGGGCCGAGUUUCUCCUCCUCCGGGCCCCGAUUCAGGGACCAUCCGGCUGCGUUUCAGCCCCGCCCCAGCGAGGGCAGCGCUUCAGCUCGGGCAGGUGCCGAAGCGCGGCAGCUCCCCGAGCCGCGGGAGCCGUGCGGCGGCCCCGUCGGGGCUCCGGGCCGCGCCUUCCCACGCCCCCCCGGUGCCCGCACGUCGCACGCGCCCCGGCAGCCGCCGCGCUCCCGCGGCUCCGGGCGCCCCGGCCCCGCCCGCGCCUGCCCCGGGGGGGCGGGCUGAGCCGCCCCGCCCCGCGCCGCGCUCGCCUCCCCUCGGCCGCGGCCGCCCCGCCGCGGGGCCAGUCGCCGCCAGCGGCCGGUGCCGGCGGGAGGCGCAUGGAGGGCGCGGGGUACCGGUGCCGCAGCAGCCGCUCCAUCGAGAGCGGGCAGUCGGUGGUGCCCAGCUCGGUGCUCUUCGGCGCCGGGCUGCUGGGCAAUGUGCUGGCGCUGCUGCUGCUGGGGCAGCACCGGCGGCGCUCGCGGACGCCCGGCGGCCGCCCGCCGCGGGCCUCCGCCUUCUACGUGCUGGCGAGCGGGCUGGCCGUCACCGACCUGCUGGGCAAGUGCCUGCUGAGCCCCAUGGUGCUGGCCGCCUACGCCUACAACCGCAGCCUCAGCGAGCUGUGGCCCGGCGGGCGGGCCGAGGGCGAGCCGGGCGCGCUCUGCCAGCUCUUCGCCUUCCUCAUGGCUUUCUUCGGGCUGGCGCCCACGCUGCUGCUGCUGGCCAUGGCCCUGGAGUGCUGGCUGUCGCUGGGCCACCCCUACUUCUACCGGCGGCACCUCACGAGGCGCCUGGGGGCCGCGCUGGCGCCGGCGGCGGCCGCGCUGUGCGCGCUCUUCUGCGCGCUGCCGCUGCUGGGCUUCGGCGCCACCAUGCAGUACUGCCCGGGCACCUGGUGCUUCAUCCGCAUGGCCGGCGGCGGGACGCGCCAGCUCGGCUUCCCCGUGCUCUACGCCAGCCUGCUGGGGCUGCUGGUGCUGGCCAUCGGCGCCUGCAACGUGAGCAGCAUGCGGCACCUGUACGGCAUGGCGCGGCGGCAGCCCCGCCGCGGGCCGCCCGCCGCCGCGCCGCGCAUGGAGGAGCUCGACCACCUGCUGCUGCUGGCGCUCAUGACCUCGCUCUUCACCGUCUGCUCGCUGCCGCUCAUCGUCCGGGCCUACAUGGGCGCCUUCGCCGCCGACUUCAACGAGACGGCGGACCUCAGCGCCCUGCGCUUCCUCUCCGUCAACUCCAUCGUGGACCCCUGGGUCUUCAUCAUCUUCCGCACCUCCGUCUUCCGCCUCUUCGUGCGCCGCCUCUGCCGCAGGCUGAGCUCCCGCCGAGCCGCCCUCAAGGGCUCCGCCGCCGGGGACGGGGACGGCGGCGACGGCGGCGGCCGCUUCGGACCCCCCGGCUGGCGCGGGGCGCCCGCGCCGCAGCUCGUCUUCCCGUAGCGCCGGGGGUCUCGCAGGGCCCCGAGGACGGCCAAGGCGAAGGCGAGCGCCCCGGCACCCGGGGGGCAGCGCCGAGGAUCCGCGGGCAGCGGCGCUCGGAGAGGCCGGGAAGAGCCCGGCCGCGGGGCCGCGGACGGAGAAGCCUUCGGCCCCGGUUGAAUAAAAGCGGUCGGGAGCCCCACCGCGGCGCCUGGCCGCCGUGAAUCCCCCCGCGGGGGCCGGCGCGGGCGCAGCCGCCCGCCCUGCGGACCCCCGGGCUCCGGCGCCGGGGCGGACGUUGCAAGCACGCAAGCGAGACAUUUUCUUUUAAUGGAAGCGCCGUUUCCCCUCCGCCGCGCGCGUUAACUGGGGCUAAUUCGAUAUCUGCCGCGAGCGGCUGCUUAGGCCGGAAAAUCACGUUAAGCGAGGUCUCCAUCUGCUUAGCGUCCGGGGGGGGACGGUCGCAAGCAUUUCUCCCCCGCUCUCCCUCGCCGGUCGCGCUCCUGCCGGCCCGCGCGCCGUUUGGCCCUCGGCGUCAAGCGGAUUUCAUUUCCGAAGGUGGAAAAUGCCAGGAGCGGGCACGGCGGGGCCGCUCGGAUGGGCCGGAGAGCUCCUGCCGUAGCGCCGUGCUCUCCAGAGAUGGCAGCACGUCCCCGGGCAGGGCCGGCGGUGGCGGCGGGGGGGUCGCCGUCCCCUCGGGCCGCCCGCCGAGCUGGGGGCCGCGGGAGCGGGGACGAAGCCCCGAGCGCCUUCCCGCUGCCGCCCUGGGGGCAAAAACCGACCAACCGAAUCAAUAAAUCCCGGCGGCGUCCGGGUUGGUUGCAGCUAUUGCAAAAACACGGGCUCGUUUUGCAGAAAAAUA
Dromaius novaehollandiae (emu) is the source of this 3142-nucleotide messenger RNA. RefSeq names its product prostaglandin D2 receptor (gene PTGDR). The record is from RefSeq and is a predicted model, not a curated record. Gene Ontology annotation, biological process: inflammatory response; G protein-coupled receptor signaling pathway; positive regulation of cytosolic calcium ion concentration. Bases 561 to 2504 code for a protein of 647 amino acids. NCBI's taxonomy places the organism in Eukaryota, Metazoa, Chordata, Aves, Casuariiformes, Dromaiidae. The transcript is spliced from 3 exons. Gene Ontology annotation, cellular component: plasma membrane. Gene Ontology annotation, molecular function: prostaglandin D receptor activity.